GAAAGAGAAAGGAACCAGAAGAGAGAGAGAGAGAGAGAGAGAGAGAGAGAGAGAGAGCAAGGGACCAGGAGCGAGCGAGAAAGAAGAGAAAAAAGGACCGGGAGAGAGAGAAAAGGGGACCGUGAGAGAGAGAGAGAGAAAAAAGGACCGGGAGAGAGAGAGAAAGGGACCGGGAGAGAGAGAGAGAGAGAGAGAGAAAGGGACCGGGAGAGAGAGAGA
Messenger RNA from Toxorhynchites rutilus septentrionalis, 219 nucleotides. RefSeq lists its product as uncharacterized. The transcript is spliced from 2 exons. The annotation marks the transcript as partial. The record is from RefSeq and is a predicted model, not a curated record. Lineage: Eukaryota; Metazoa; Arthropoda; Insecta; Diptera; Culicidae.